GAUUGGUGCACAUGUUGUUUUCUUAUUACUCACACAGUGGUAACUGCUUCCUUUGUACACAGUUGAAUCUCUUCAGUAGUAAUAUACCUACAGCUUUUUUGCCCCCCCCGCAUCCCACCAGUUUUUCCACCUUCUAAAAAACACAUAUUCACACAUAGCCACACUAUCACUGUAACAACUCCCAAUGUUCCUUUAAUGCAGAUAGUCCUAUAAUUAUCUACUAGUCACAAACACACAUCACACAUUUUACUUUUUCUUUAGUGCUCUGAAACACACAGGGGGUGAUAGUUUCAAACAGAAUACCACAAACAGCAGGUAUUCCUGCUCUGAUACAUCUAAAACUUCAGAUUCUUAAUUCUGCAACAGUUAGACAGAGGGGGCUUACAGUUAGACCCCCUACAGUCAGCAGAAGAGGUCAUCCUUAUCAAGAGCAUCUCAACUGUACUUCCAUAGUUUCCAUUACAAACAGUGUCCUUUAUCUUAUCAUGUCAGAGGUCAACUGAAACCAGGUCCAGCGGAGCCACCAAAGGUUUUUCACCUUUUAUCUAUCCAUUACACUUUCUACUGACCAUCCGAUCCUCCAAACAGGUUUCACCUUUUGUUUACACCCCCCACACCUUUAUCUCUGCAUCUCAGAGGACAACUGAAACCAUGGCCAACCCCGGGGGGGGGUAAUGACACCACCUAGUGGUCUGGUCUAACCCUUAUACAUAUAAAGACUCUUUCAUCAUUUGGAACAUCAACAGAGUGACCUAAGGAACACAGACACCUCUAACUAAGGAGUGCAGGAUGACGUCGGCAUCAACCAUGACGAACAGCCAGAACAUCGGCCAAGCCACAGAAGCUCUAGAGCAAGACAUGCAAGCGUGGGACCUCUCAGACUCGCCAGACUCCCCACCGCCUGCGCUGCUAAUCCAGACCCCACCAACUCCACCCCCUUCUCCACAGAUGCUGCAGGAUCCUACAGGAUCAGGAAACAUGCUACGGAUGUCGAACAGCUCAACCCAGUCAGGUGCAACACAGCUGUUUGCUCGAACUGCCCGAGUAUUACUUUGACAUCUACUACGACGAUGUGAUGCUGAGGCUCAAGACAUUCCGAUUCAUCCCCGCCAUACGCCUGUUUGUACGCACAUACACAAACGACGGGACUAAAACACAAUUCAGCAGGAUUGCAGAACACACCAUGACUGAACUGAGAUCAUCACAACAUAUAGUAUGUGCAAUUAACGACAAUAUUGCACAGCUGCUAGAAGCAAGUCGUUAUGCCCAUCGUGUUAAACCAGCCAUGCUUCGCAUGAUUGGUAACUACUGGGCUGGGAGACACCUGGUUUAAUGUAUGUUGUUCAGUAUUCAUUGUCUGUGUGAAUGAAAUAAAAAGACAUGUCAACACC
Molecule: messenger RNA, 1391 nt
Organism: Oreochromis niloticus (Nile tilapia)
Lineage: Eukaryota; Metazoa; Chordata; Actinopteri; Cichliformes; Cichlidae
Exons: 3
Coding region: 790-1056 (88 amino acids)
Source: RefSeq, a predicted model, not a curated record